AUGCUCACCUCACGCAUCACUCGCAGAAUUCCAUCUCAAGCCUCACGGCUUCUGCACCUGCCUACCCGCCGGUUCCAGUCAUCCUCAACAACCACCGAGUCCCAACUUUCCCCCUUCACGAUUGCCCUCCUAGGCGGUGCCGCCGGAGCAACAACACUCUACUGCAUCUGGCUCCUAACCCCCUCAGGCAAAAUGACCCGCCGCAUUAACCGCCUAGCGCGCGACGCCGACGUUAAAUACCAACAAGUCUCCACCAUGAUCAAGUCCAAAACCCCGUCUACCGACGAAGCGGCUUCUACCCUCAAACAAAUCUGCUACUCCUAUGUGUCGUGGGUUCCUGGAGGCAGGGCAUACGUGGAUAGCGCUUUUAGGGAUUUGAAUGCGGUGAGAGAGAAGCACGGGGAGGAGGUGGAUAAACUGGUGAGGGAGACGUGGGGGGAAUUUCAGUCCAUUGCGAGGGAGGGAAGUUUUAGUUUCGAGACAGCGGCCCGGGCAUGGGAUGCGCUGGCGGAGCUAGGGAAAAAAGUGGCCAAUUUGUCGGGGGAUGUAGCACAGGAUGUGGUAGAGCGGCAUCCACAGGUAAAGGAAUGGGUCGGCGAGCCAUUGAGGCAGAUGGCAGAGAAGGCGGCGCUGUACGGGCCGGACGCGAAAAAGCUUGUGGAUGAGACGUGGCAGCAGGUGAACGAGAUUGCCGUGAGUGGGGUGUCAAUGGAGAGUGCGGACAAAGUCCGCAAGCUGGUUGAGGAGAAGAUGCAGCAGUUGAAGAUGAUUGGGGAUGAGACUUGGGAAAAGGGGAUGAAACAGGCCCAACCGUAUCUCGAUAAGGCGCCGCGGGUGAGGGAUAUGAUUAUGGAGAAUGUGGAUGCGUUGAAGGAGGGGAAUGUGGCGGGGUUGUGGGAGCAAGUGAAAAGUCUUGGAGAGGGUACCGAUGUUUCAAAGGUCGAGGAAUAUGUCAGGAAAGCUGUGGAAAAAGCGAAGUCAUCAGGGGGGAGUCUAGCACAGAAGGGCAUCUCGGCUGCUGUGGGCAGCCAGCCCUCGCUCUGGCACAAAGUCGACCCGUUUGAGGACGUUGACGAGAAUACAAAGCGCAAGCUGCGCGAGGAUCUGAAGGCCUUGUCCACAGCAUUGGAAAAGCACUCAGACGAAGCAACGAAGCUGAUGCAGGAGACCAAGGAUGACCUGCGCAAGGUGAUCCAGGAGAAGGCGCGGAAGGCUCAGGAACUAGCCGAGAAGGCGAAGAAGGGGCAGUAG
Thermochaetoides thermophila DSM 1495 is the source of this 1251-nucleotide messenger RNA. RefSeq lists its product as uncharacterized. The record is from RefSeq and is a predicted model, not a curated record. NCBI's taxonomy places the organism in Eukaryota, Fungi, Ascomycota, Sordariomycetes, Sordariales, Chaetomiaceae. Bases 1 to 1251 code for a protein of 416 amino acids. The transcript has a single exon.